AUGCCACCCACCUACACCUACAGCACCUCUCCCCACGAACCCGCCCCAUCCUCCCUCCCCGCUCGAACCCGCUCCGCCAUAACCUCCGCCCUCGCCGGCCCAACAACAUACCUCUUCUCCAACCCGACGCAAACCCGCAAACUCGCCACCAAAUACGCUGUCCCCCUCGCCAGCGCCGGUCUGGCCAGCCCCCUGCUCUCGCUCCUCCCUCUCGGGCCCCUCGGGCCCCUCCUCGGGCUUCUAGCAACCGCCUUCGCGCGCUUCAAGGUGCGGCAGAACUGCGCGGGGAGCUACUACGCGCUGCUUCACGCGGCGGGACUGGCGGGCGUGAGGGGCCAGGUGUGCGCGCUGCUGAGCUUUAUGAGUCUGGGGGCUGUGUUUGGUGCACCGGGCGCCGCGGCGCAGUCCUGGUUCAGCACGCUCGUUGUGUCUAGUGGUGGAUUUCAAGCUCCCCUUGUCGGUCUCGCGCUCUCCGUGUUCACAAAUGUGUUGGGUGGGUUUGGCGUGCUUCCGGGUAUUCUGGGCGGCAGCAGCGCGAAUGCGCUCAUCCGCGAGCUGGAGUCUAUUGCAGUGUUCUCGGGGUUGCGGUGGAGUCUCGAUCGAACUCUGGAGCUGUGGCAGCGCUUCGUCAAGUCGCUUUGGGGCGUCACCAUGCUAAAGUUCGUUGGAGGUGGUGAAGAGAAGGGGCCCGAGAAUAUGAACGAGACCAAGGAGAGCUGGAAGUCGAGACUGGCGACGACUUUGGUUGAGAAAGUCGGAUGGCGGAACCCCGUCGCUUCCCGCUCGCCCCAAGAGAACCUGAAACCGGAGGAGCGUCUCAAUGAAUGGGAAAUGGUAGGUGGCGACUACGUCAAACGCGAGGAGACAAAGCCGCAGCUUCCAGGCGCUUUCCCCGACAGCACAUACAACCUAGGCGACGACUGGAUGCAAUUUGACGACCAAGAUAUAGAGGGCUCUUUCAUCUUCGACCUGGAUAAUCAUUAA
Trematosphaeria pertusa is the source of this 984-nucleotide messenger RNA. RefSeq lists its product as uncharacterized. The coding region runs from base 1 to 984 and encodes 327 amino acids. The transcript has 2 exons. NCBI's taxonomy places the organism in Eukaryota, Fungi, Ascomycota, Dothideomycetes, Pleosporales, Trematosphaeriaceae. The record is from RefSeq and is a predicted model, not a curated record.